Molecule: messenger RNA, 791 nt
Organism: Nestor notabilis (Kea)
Lineage: Eukaryota; Metazoa; Chordata; Aves; Psittaciformes; Psittacidae
Gene: MRM2
Product: FtsJ RNA methyltransferase homolog 2 (E. coli)
Exons: 2
Biological process (GO): RNA methylation
Cellular component (GO): mitochondrion
Molecular function (GO): rRNA (uridine-2'-O-ribose)-methyltransferase activity
Source: RefSeq, a predicted model, not a curated record
CUGUUGGCAUUUGGUGAGCAAGUGUCUCCACACCACAGUGAGGUUUCUGAAGAAAACUGGAGCUGAGCACUGGUGGUUGGAGCGGCACGUGAAGGAUCCCUUUGUCAAGGCAGCGAAGCAGCAGCAUUACCGUUGCCGAAGUGCCUUCAAGUUACUGGAAAUCGAUGACAAGCUUCAUAUUCUUCGUCCAGGACUUUCUGUUCUUGACUGUGGAGCUGCCCCCGGUGCUUGGAGUCAGGUUGCUGUAGAGAGAGUCAAUGCCUUAGGUACUGAUCCUGCUGUCCCCACCGGCUUCGUCCUUGGUGUUGACCUCCUUCGGAUUGCUCCUCUGGAAGGAGCAGUCUUCCUGUCAGAGGCUGACAUUGCAGACCCAGGCACGCUGAGGAUGAUCCAGAGUCUGCUUCCUGCAGAAAAGGUGGAUGUUAUCUUGAGCGACGUGGCACCUAAUGCGACAGGCAUCAAAGAAUUGGAUCACCAGAAGCUGAUCAAUCUAUGUUUAAGCCUUCUGAAUGUGUCCCAAAGUAUUUUAAAGCCAAAGGGAACGCUGCUCUGUAAAUUCUGGGAUGGGUAUGAGUCCCGUCUUCUGCAGAACAGACUGAAGGAGCAGUUCCAAGAUGUGAGAACUAUAAAGCCUCAGGCCAGCCGGAAGGACUCUGCUGAAUCUUACUAUUUGGCAAGACUCUACAAAGGGAAAUGAAGGCUGCGAACUGCAGAUUAUCAAACAGAUGAUCAGACACUCUGCAAAUCCGAAUCUGGUGUGUGUUUAAUGAAAAAUCCCACCAUUCAGACCC